This is a messenger RNA of Rhododendron vialii, 2958 nucleotides long. Its product is annotated as cullin-3A. Gene Ontology annotation, biological process: ubiquitin-dependent protein catabolic process; protein ubiquitination. The record is from RefSeq and is a predicted model, not a curated record. Lineage: Eukaryota; Viridiplantae; Streptophyta; Magnoliopsida; Ericales; Ericaceae. Gene Ontology annotation, molecular function: ubiquitin protein ligase binding. The coding region runs from base 495 to 2702 and encodes 735 amino acids. The transcript is spliced from 2 exons. Gene Ontology annotation, cellular component: cullin-RING ubiquitin ligase complex.
CCCCCCUCUCUCUCUCUCUCUCAAUCAAAACACAGCAGCAAAAUUCAAAACCAAAUCCAAAAAAUCCAAAAUUAUACCUUGUCCCUCAUCCCAAAUCAUCUAUAAAUCCCAAUCCCCUCCUCCUCCCUCCCAACUCUUCCCCUCAUUUCCAACCUUCUCACAUAUUCUUCCUUCCUCCACCUGUAACCUCCAUAAAAGAAAACCCUAAUUACUCGGUCUUCUCUCUCCUCGGCCCAAACCUCUCUGAUCCUCUCUCUCCUUCCAUUUCCGCCUCUUGAUCCACAGAUUCCCGCUUUGUAUCCCUCGCCAGUGAUUAUACGUAUAGGUUUUGUAUCUAUCUUUACGAUUUCCGAUCUUUUUUUUUUUUUUUUUUUUGACGAAUUAUAAGCAACUGAUUGAUUAGUUGUUGUUGCGAGGCGGUUUUCGUGUUCGAUUGGAGUUUGUAUAGUUGAGAUUGCUGUAACUUUAGAGAGAGAGGGAGAGAGAGAGUGGAGAUGAGUAAUAAUAAUCAGAAGAAGAGGAAUUUUCAGAUAGAAGCGUUCAAGCACAAGGUGGUGGUGGAUCCGAAGUACGCCGACAAGACGUGGAAGAUACUGGAGCAUGCGAUUCACGAGAUUUAUAAUCACAAUGCUAGCGGCCUCAGCUUUGAAGAGCUUUAUAGAAAUGCUUACAACAUGGUGUUGCACAAGUUUGGUGAGAAGCUGUAUUCGGGACUUGUGUCAACAAUGACUUUCCACCUAAAAGAGAUAUCAAAAUCUAUAGAAGCUUCCCAGGGCGGUUUGUUUCUGGAGGAGCUGAACAAGAGAUGGACAGAUCACAAUAAGGCACUACAGAUGAUCCGUGACAUUCUAAUGUACAUGGACAGGACUUUUAUUCCCAGUACCAAUAAAACUCCUGUUCAUGAACUUGGGCUGAACCUCUGGAGGGACAAUAUUAUACACUACAGCAAAAUUCAGACAAGGCUUCUGAACACCCUUCUUGAACUUGUACUGAGGGAACGGACAGGUGAAGUUAUCGACCGGGGUCUAAUGAGGAGUGUUAUUAAAAUGCUUAUGGAUUUAGGACCCUCAGUUUACCAAGAAGAUUUUGAGAAGCCUUUUCUUGAAGUUUCAGCUGAUUUCUACAGGGUUGAGUCUCAGAAGUUCAUUGAGUGCUGUGACUGUGGUGAUUAUCUAAAGAAAGCUGAGAGGCGACUGAAUGAAGAAAUAGAGAGAGUCUCACACUACUUGGAUUCCAAGAGUGAAGCCAAGAUUACUAAUGUUGUGGAGCAAGAGAUGAUUGCUAACCACAUGCUGAGAUUAGUCCACAUGGAGAAUUCAGGCUUAGUAAACAUGCUUCUUGACGACAAGUACGCGGACUUGGGAAGAAUGUACAACCUGUUUCAUAGGGUACCAAAUGGUCUCUUAACCAUUCGAGAUGUCAUGACUACCCACCUAAGGGAAACUGGUAAACAGCUUGUUACGGAUCCUGAAAAGUUGAAGGAUCCUGUGGAGUUUGUCCAGUGUCUUUUGGACCAAAAAGACAAGUAUGAUAAGAUCAUAACAAUGGCAUUCAACAACGACAAGACUUUCCAAAACGCUUUAAAUUCCUCUUUCGAAUUCUUCAUCAAUUUGAAUGGUCGGUCUCCAGAAUUCAUUUCAUUGUUUGUGGAUGAUAAACUGCGGAAAGGACUAAAAGGGGUGAGCGAAGAGGAUGUAGAGAUUGUUCUUGACAAGGUUAUGAUGCUGUUCCGUUACUUACAGGAGAAAGAUGUGUAUGAGAAAUAUUACAAACAGCAUUUGGCAAAGCGACUCCUAUCUGGUAAAACAGUUUCCGAUGAUGCAGAAAGAAGUUUGAUUGUCAAGCUUAAGACAGAAUGUGGGUACCAGUUCACUUCAAAAUUAGAAGGCAUGUUCACGGACAUGAAAACCUCACAGGACACGAUGCAUGGAUUCUACGCAGCCCACGGGUCUGAAUUAGGAGAUGGUCCCACUCUCGUAGUCCAUGUUUUGACCACUGGGUCCUGGCCCUCUCAGACUACUGUAACUUGCAAUCUGCCCUCCGAAAUGACUGCAUUAUGCGAGAAGUUCCGGUCGUAUUACCUUGGGACCCACACAGGGCGGAGAUUGUCUUGGCAAACUAACAUGGGAACUGCCGAUCUGAAAGCGACCUUUGGAAAGGGCCAAAAGCAUGAACUGAAUGUUUCCACUUAUCAAAUGUGCGUCCUAAUGCUUUUUAACAAUUCCGAUCGGCUUAGCUAUAAGGAGAUUGAGCAAGCCACUGAGAUUCCUUCUUCUGACCUAAAAAGGUGCCUUCAAUCCCUAGCUUGUGUUAAGGGAAAGAAUGUUCUUCGAAAAGAGCCGAUGAGCAAAGAUAUAGCGGAAGACGAUGCAUUUUUGGUUAACGACAAGUUUAGCAGCAAAUUUUACAAGGUCAAGAUUGGGACUGUGGUUGCGCAGAAGGAGUCUGAGCCGGAAAAGCAGGAGACAAGGCAGAGGGUGGAGGAGGACAGAAAGCCUCAGAUUGAGGCUGCAAUAGUGAGGAUCAUGAAGUCGAGGAGAGUUCUGGAUCACAACAAUAUUAUUGCAGAGGUGACGAAGCAGCUGCAGUCCCGUUUCUUGGCAAACCCGAGCGAGAUUAAGAAACGAAUUGAAUCUCUGAUUGAGCGGGAUUUCUUGGAGAGGGAUAAUUCAGAUAGGCGAAUGUAUCGAUAUCUUGCCUGAAGGAACAGAUUCGGGCAGAUUUUACAUGGUUCUUGGUGCAGGUCAGCUUUUACAUUUGGAAUUGUACCUUAGUUGGCAUUCGAGAGAAAUUGUUUGUUUUUUCCAAACAUUGUUCAAGUUCUCAUGAUUUCGAUGAAUUUCUGUUUGUUGUUACUUCCUCCUUUUGCGUACCUUGUUGAUGCGUUUGGGUUAACUACCAGACCAGAUUGAACUUCAAGUUCAGAUUUAAAAUCUUAUAGCAGCUUUCUAUAAUUUC